Molecule: messenger RNA, 2295 nt
Organism: Chlorella variabilis
Lineage: Eukaryota; Viridiplantae; Chlorophyta; Trebouxiophyceae; Chlorellales; Chlorellaceae
Exons: 13
Coding region: 1-2295 (764 amino acids)
Biological process (GO): glycerophospholipid catabolic process
Molecular function (GO): phosphoric diester hydrolase activity
Source: RefSeq, a predicted model, not a curated record
AUGGCAGAGGAAGUGUGCGAGCGGCUGCAAUUCCGCCUCGAGGUGCAGACCGCAUCAGAGGUGACCCGCCUGGCGGUGUGCGGCAACUUCCAGGGCUGGCAGCUCUCCACCGCCAAUGACCUCAAGUACACAGAGGCCUCAGGCAACGUGGAGGGCGGCACCACCUGGCGCAGCGACCUGCUCGCCAUCCCGGCCAACAAGAUGCCGCUGCGGUUCAAGUUUGUGGCCAACGGCCACCGCUCCUCCCCCAACACGCGCCCGCUCAUCUGGGACUCGCAGAGCCGCGUGUACCACCGCAUCCCGCCCGACGGCGUGCUGCGCUGCGAGUUUGAGCCCACCCCCGACAGCAGCGACACGGGGUGGGUGACUGCCGACGGCGUGGGCGCCUACCAGCUGCGCGUGGGCCAGCCACCCGGCAGCGCCGAGGCUCUGGUCAAGCUGGAGCCGCACUUGGGACACCAGCCAGAUGAGGUGGAUGUGGUGCUGGUGGAGGCGAAGCCCAACGACCCUGCGGUACCGCAGGGCAAAGUGCUGGCGCGCGUGGGAGCGCUGCCCGGCGGCGCGGGCUCAGCGGAGCAGCCGGCCGGGGAUGCCGGCAGCUGCACCUACCUGCUCAACUCUCAAUCCAUCGAGGCGCUGGCCUUCCGUGUGGAUGUGACCUCCAAGCGCGACGGCGCGCUGCUCGCCCGCUGCUUCAUCUCGCCCGAGACGCUGCAGGCGCUGGAGGGCAGCAUCCACGCCGCGCUGCUCACACCCGACCUGCGCCACGCGGGCACCUUCCGCGCCUCCUUCCUCGUCGUCGCCGCCCUGCAGCACCCCGCCAACUCCCUGGGCAACCUGCAGCGCAGCCGCUGGGUGCCCGGCGGCGACACGCUGGACAUCGGCCACCGCGGCUCCGGCGCCAGCAAGGUGCACGGCCACGCGGUGCGCGAGAACACGCUGCUGUCGUUCCAGAAGGCGGCCACCAACGCCGCCGACUGCGUGGAAUUCGACGUGCACGUCACCGCCGACGGCGAGUGCGUCGUCUUCCACGACUUUUUGGUGCCCAUCCGGCUGGGCACCGAGGUGGUGCGCCUGCCCAUCCCCACGCUGACCUACGACCAGCUGCGCUCCCCAGACUUCACACAGUGGAUGGUGUCACCCAACGAGGAUGCCACCAACAAGGAUGCGCUGGAUGAGGAGAAGCAGCGGCGGCGCACCACGCUGCAGCGCAACAUGAGCAGCGCGGAGGACAUGUUUAGGAGCAUCUUCAAGCCGCAGUUUGCGGGCCCCGGCCUGUCCCCCGCGCGCAGCACGUCUGGCGACAGCAGCGACGGCGCCAGCAGCGUGGGCAGCGGCGAGGACCCGUCGCAGGCGGUGGCCGCCGCCCGCUGGUUCCUGACAGACCGCAUCGCGUCGCUAAGGGAGGCCUUCCGCCGCACUCCCAAGUGGCUGGGCUUCAACAUCGAGCUCAAGUACCCCACGGCGCUGGAGGUGGCGGCGAUGCGCGCUCACUGGUGGUCCCGCAACCACUUUGUGGACGCAAUCCUCAAGGUGGUGCUGGAGGAGGGUGCCGGCAGGAAGGUCAUCUUCUCCACCUUUGACCCCGACUGCGCCACGCUGCUGUCCCUGAAGCAGCCCCGCUUCCCCGUGCUGUUCCUCACCUGCGGCGGCACCAAGGUCUUCACCGACCCGCGCAUGAACUCGCUGGAAGCGGCGCUGCAGUUUGCGCUGGCCUCGCAGCUGCAGGGCGUGGUGGCGGAGGUGACGAGCGUGCUGGGGCGGCUGCAGGAGACGGUGGCUGAGUUCCACCGCCACGGCCUCUUCCUCUACACCUGGGGCGACGCCAACAACGACUACGCCUCCUACAUGGCGCAGCGCGAGGCGGGCAUCGACGCAAUCAUCUUUGACGAUGUGGAGCGCAUGGCUCGGCGCACCGACAAGCGCGCCUCCUCCACCCGCACCCUGUUCACCAAGAGCAUGAAGUCGCCCGCCUCCACGCAGGCACGCGCAGGGCGGCAGGGGGCCUGCCGCUGCCGGGAGGCACUGCUGCUGGGUGCCAUUGCUGACAUGGAGCGUCUGGCCAGCUCCGGCGGCAGCACCCUGCAGGUGGACCUGGAGCGCCUCAGCGGCGGCUUCACCAUGCUGGCCAUCUCGCCCAUCGGCUCCCCCAGCGCCACCGGCCUCAUCCCGCUGGCCCCGCCGCCGCCCUCCAUCAAGGCGGCCAUGGCGGGGGCCGGCCCGGCGGUCACCAACGGCUCCGCCGGCCCGCAGCUGGGCGCCUUCUACGGCCAUAGCAACGGCGGCCUCAAGUAG